This is a messenger RNA of Hippopotamus amphibius kiboko, 7854 nucleotides long. It is a transcript of the gene ADGRF5, whose product is annotated as adhesion G protein-coupled receptor F5. Gene Ontology annotation, cellular component: membrane. Gene Ontology annotation, biological process: cell surface receptor signaling pathway; G protein-coupled receptor signaling pathway. The transcript has 22 exons. The coding region runs from base 261 to 4265 and encodes 1334 amino acids. Lineage: Eukaryota; Metazoa; Chordata; Mammalia; Artiodactyla; Hippopotamidae. Gene Ontology annotation, molecular function: G protein-coupled receptor activity. The record is from RefSeq and is a predicted model, not a curated record.
ACUAGGGAUGGCCCUGUGAGGCUCAGAGGACCACGGCAGGGAGGCACCGGUCAGCGGCGAGACUGAACUCGGUUCGCAGCUGCUGGGCUUGCCUGAGCCCUCCUGAUGAGUCCUGCUCGGCUCUCCCUCCACCGAGCAUGAGGCUGGGGGGCCAAUGGCCUCGUAGUGGAGAUCUGGAAGUUUGUUAGACGUCUGAUCAGAGCAGGAACCGGCCUGGGGACGACGGUGCUGGGCAGGCAACGCAACUCAAACUUGAAGACAUGAACUCCCCAAGGAGAACCACUUUGUGCUUCCUGAUUAUUGUGAUUUUUUCUUCCCGAGCUACACUGAACUUGAAGUUAGAGUCUAUUGUUUAUCCUUCGCUUCUCGGUGAACAUGAGCUAGCGAGGGAGGACCCAGUAAGGCACAAACGAGCUGUUGCCAUGAGUAGUCCUGCAGCUGAAGCGUUCACUGUUGACGUUGAGAUCAGUUUUGAAAAUGCCUCCUUCCUGGAGCCUAUCAGAGCUUACUUGAACAGCCUCAGUUUUCCAAUCCAAGGGAAUGACACUGACCCAGCUACCAACAUUUUGAGCAUGGAGGUGACAACAGUCUGCAGACCAGCUGGAAAUGAAAUCUGGUGCUCCUGUGAGACCGGCUAUAAGUGGCCUCAGGACAGGUGUCUCCACAAUCUCACUUGUCAAGGGCGUGAUGGCUCCCCCUGCAGUUGCCUUAAGGGACUGCCUCCCAAGGGACCAUUUUGCCAGCUCCAGGGAGCAGAUAUUACCCUAAGAAUGUCGGUCAGACUCAAUGUGGGCUUUCAAGAAGAUCUCAGGAACUCUUCCUCUGCCCUCUAUAGGUCCUACAAGACUGACUUGGAAACAGCGUUCUGGAAGGGCUACAGUAUUUUACCAGGCUUUAAAUCGGUGACCGUGACAGAAUUCAGGCCCGGAAGUGUGGUUGUGAUGUAUGAAGUCGUGACAACAAGAGCACCACCUGAAUUAAUGCAUAUAGCAAACAAGCAAGUCACACAGACCCUCAAUCAGACCUACAAGAUGGACAGCAAUUCCUACCAGGGUACUUACAGUAAUGAAACUAAGUUCUCCAUCACACCAGAAAUCAUCUUUGAAGGGGAUACGGUAACUCUGAUGUGUGAGAACGAAGUUUCAUCCUCCAACGUGUCCUGGCAGCACAUGGAAACGGGCUUCGACAUCCAGAACAGCAGCAGAUUCUCCAUCUACACCUCCGUGCUCAACAACACGACCUCCGUGUCUUGCCUCACCAUUCACAACAUCACUCAGGAUGAUGCGGGUGAAUAUAUUUGCAAACUGACAUUAGAUGUUUUUGAAUAUGAGUCCAGAAAAAAAGUAGAUGUUACAUCCAUCCAGAUUUUGGCAGAUGAAGACAUGAAGGUGAUGUGUGACAACAAUCCUGUGUCUUUGAACUGCUGCAGUGAGAUGAACGUGAAUUGGAGUCAAGUUGAAUGGAAGCAAGAGGGGAAUAUAAGCAUUCUAGGAAUCUCUGAAACAGGCAUAGACUCUGGCUGCAGCAGAUACACCCUCACGCCCAAUGGCACUCAGUGUCCGAGCAGGUCGUCUGGAAUGACAGUGGUCUACACGUGCGAGUUCAUCAGCGCCCACGGAGCCAGAGGCAGUAAGGACAUAAAAGUGACAUUCAUCUCUGUGGCCAAUCUAAAAAUAACCCCGGACCCAAUUUCUGUUUCUGAGGGACAAAGCUUUUCUAUAAAGUGCAUCAGUGAUGUGAGUAACUAUGAUGAGGUGUACUGGAACACUUCUGCUGGAAUUAAAAUAUACAAAAAGUUUUAUACCACGAGGAGGUAUCCUAAUAGAGCAGAGUCGGUGCUGACCGUGAAGACCUCAACUAGGGAGUGGAAUGGAACCUAUCACUGCAUAUUUCGAUAUAAGAAUUCGUACAGUGUUGUGGCCAAAGAUGUCACCAUCCACCCGCUGCCCCUAGAGCCUAAUAUCAUGGUUGAUCCUUUGGAAGCUGCAAUUCCAUGCACAAGCUCCCAUCCUAUCAAAUGCUGCAUUGAGGAGGAUGGACACUACAAGGUCACUUUCCAAGUGGGUUCCUCGUCCUUUCCACCUGCAAAAGAAGUUAAUGGAAAGCAAGUGUGCUACAAACACCAUUUCAUGGGAAACUCAGUUUCCUGUCCAGAAAAUGUGGAAGUGUUUUGUCACUUUACCAAUGCUGCUAAUAAUUCAGUCAGGAGCCCAUCAAUGAAGCUUAAUCUGGUUCCUGGGGAGAACAUCACAUGCCAAGAUCCUAUCAUAGGUGCUGGGGAGCCUGGAAAAGUCAUCCAGAAGCUUUGCCAGUUCUCGAACAUUCCCAGAAUCCCUGGGAGUCCCAUUGGCGGGAUCAUAACUUACAGAUGUGUGGGCUCCAAGUGGAAAGUCAAGAGAAACGACUGUAUUUCCGCCCCAAUAAAUAUUCUGCUCCAGCUGGCCGAGGCUUUGAUCAAGAGCCCCUCUCAGGAUGAGAAGCUCCCUUCGUACCUAAAGAAUCUUUCCAUUAGCACAAACCAGGUGAAACUUGAAGUCAGCUCAUUUCCUGGGAGCCUGGGAGCCAUUAUUAACAUCCUUGAUUUGCUGUCAACAGUUCCAACCCAAGUGAAUUCAGAAAUGAUGACGCACGUCCUCGCCACAGUCAGCGUCAUCCUGGGCAAGCCUGUCCUGAAUACCUGGAUGAUGUCACAACAGCAAAGGACCAGUCAGAGCUCACAGUUACUGGAUUCAGUGGAAAGAUUUUCCCGAGCCCUGAGGUCAGAAGAUAGCACCAUCUCCCAGCCUAAUGUACAGAUGAAGAGCAUGGUCAUAAAACCUGGCCACCCCAAAUCCUACAAACAGAGCUUUGUCUUCUUAGACUCUGACCUCUGGGGCAAUGUGACCAUUAAUGAAUGCCAGCUGGAACACCUGCAACCAGAUUCAUUUAUCGUCACUGUGGCUUUCCCAACUCUCAAGACCAUCCUCGUCCAGGAUGCUCCGGGAAAGAAUUUUGCAAACAGCUUAGUUAUGACAACCACUGUCAGCCACAAUAUAACUGCGCCAUUCAGGAUUUUGAUGACUUUCAAAAACAACAACCCUUCGGGCGGGGUACCUCGGUGUGUCUUCUGGAACUUCAACCUCAACAACCACACAGGGGGGUGGGACAGCAGUGGGUGUUAUGUGAAAGAAGUCGCCGAGGACAGUGUGUCCUGCAGCUGUGACCACCUCACCUCAUUCUCCAUCCUCAUGUCCCCUGAUUCCCCAGACCCUGAUUCUCUCCUGAAAAUACUACUGGAUAUCAUUUCCUACAUCGGGCUGUGCUUUUCCAUCUUGAGCUUAGCAGCCUGUCUCGUCGUGGAAGCCAUAGUGUGGAAAUCGGUGACCAAGAACCGGACUUCCUCCAUGCGUCACACCUGCAUCGUGAAUAUCGCUGCCUCCCUUCUGGUCGCCGACGUCUGGUUCAUCGCAGCCGCCGCCAUCCACGACCAUCACUACCCACUCAAUGAGACGGCCUGUGUGGCCGCCACCUUCUUCAUCCACUUCUUCUACCUCAGCGUCUUCUUCUGGAUGCUGACUCUGGGCCUCAUGCUCUUCUACCGCCUGGUUUUCAUCCUGCACGACACGAGCAAGUCCAUUCAGAAGGCUAUUGCCUUUUCUCUGGGCUACGGCUGCCCUCUGGUCAUCUCCGUCAUCACGGUGGGGGCCACCCAGCCCCGGGAGGUCUACACGCGGAAGAAUGCCUGUUGGCUCAACUGGGAGGACACCAAGGCCCUGCUGGCCUUUGUCAUCCCGGCACUGAUCAUCGUGGUGACCAACAUGACCAUCACGGCCGUGGUCAUUACCAAGAUCCUGCGACCUUCCAUCGGGGACAAACCCAGCAAGCAGGAGAAGAGCAGCCUGUUCCAGAUCACCAAGAGCAUCGGGGUCCUCACGCCGCUCUUGGGGCUCACCUGGGGGUUCGGUCUCGCCACCGUGUUCCAGGGGAGCAAUGCUGUGUUCCAUAUUGUAUUUACCCUCCUCAAUGCCUUCCAGGGAUUAUUCAUUUUACUCUUUGGAUGCCUCUGGGAUCAGAAGGUACAGGAAGCCUUGCUGAAUAAGUUUUCACUGUCGAGAUGGUCUUCACAGCACUCAAAGUCAACAUCCCUAGGUUCAUCCACACCUGUAUUUUCUAUGAGUUCUCCAAUAUCAAGAAGAUUUAACAAUUUGUUUGGUAAAACAGCAGCCCCAAAGGGCCCCCCAGGCAAUGAUGGAAACGUUGUUAGCCGUGGCGGUCCACCCAUCUGAUGGAACAUACAAUGUUUCCACCCCGGAAACAACCAGCUCAUCCGUGGAAAACACAUCCAGUGCCUAUUCAUUGCUCAACUGAGAACGUGGAUGUACUCUGAAAAAGAGAUCCUUCCCAAGCCUUGGAUAAAAUGUUUUCUCCACAGCCUUCUGGGAGCAGAUGCUGAAGAGACUUUCUCCUUAGGGAAGGGGCUUUCCUUUGCAAAGACAGACUAGAAGAAAUGUUACAUUUAUGUUGUAGCCCCAUCCCCACCCUUUGUGUGAUACCGCAUGUGUAUAGUAUUUAAGUGAAACUCAAGCCAACUUCUCUGUCUAUAUUGUAAAAUAGAAUUUCAGAGACAUUUUUACUUUUCACACCCUGGGCCCAAAGAUAAGCUUUAAUUAAAAUAAUAAGUGAAAGACUAGGACCUAGGAAAUACUUCAAUGAAUUCUAGGAAAGAAGGCAGGCAGGCAGGCAGGGAGGAGAGAAGGAAGGAAGAAGGGAAACAUGGAGGAAACUCAAAGGAAAAGAAAAAAAUCAAGAACAACGUAAAGACCACAUUUUAAGAUGUCCACGUUACUGACCUAAUACAAUUAUUACUCAGAUGCAGCCACACUGAAAAUUCAAAAAUGACUCCAAAAAGCAAACUGAAAAUUUGCCAUGGUUUUCUUAGCUAAGAGAGACCCCAAAAAAGGCAAUAAAAAAUGGAGAAAGAAAUUAUAUCAAGAUGCUUUCAAGUAGAUGAUAAUAUUUACAAGAAAUUCAUGGAAGAAGACAUGCUUCUCCUGAUGCUAAACAUAUACACAUACGCUACUGUAUGUUAAGGUCGGAGCUAAGGGGAGUGAAUAGGCAGAGAAAGUGCGACGACCGUGCUUUAUUAGAUCCCAGCAGACCAACUGCUGAUUACAUUUUUAUAGUUUAGCAGAAAAGCCUUACAUUUUGAUUCCACUUUUUGAAAGCAAAAAAUAUAUACUUUUAUAUGCAUUCAUUUCCAAAUGUGAUAUAUUGCACUGAAAUACAGACCCCACCCCUAACUGUCAUGUAUUUAACAGCUUUAACCAGGUACUUUUCUGUGCACGAUAGGCUAGAUUUUAAUGAUCUUUGUAUAUUAUUAUUGUGGUGGUUACUGUGGAUUUAGUGGCCCUGGGUGUGUUGUAUAGCUCUCUAUGUAUUCAUUCUUUCAGUUCCUAAGUUCCUAGACCAAUAUAUAUUGAGUUUUCUACUGUCUAAUUUGUGUUUAUUCCAAAACCUUGAAAAUCUUCUGGAAAGAAGUUUUACAGCUGGCUAGUCUGUGCUCCUGAUGACACUUUACCCUGAUGAACAGAUGGUAGAGAUUGUUUGUGAAUUAUGUGCCUGUGUGUAUUUUGCUUGUGUGUGUGCAUUUCAUAAAAAUACAAAUAUUUAUUAAACUAGCACCCAUAUCAAAGUUAACCAUGUACUGUAGCUACAGCAACCAAACAUCCCAAAUCAAAGUCUGAUCCCAAGGAGACAGUGAAAUAGAAUAAAAAUGUGGGGCUUCUCUGAAACGUGGGUUGUGUGGUCUUCGAAAGGACAAAUCUAAAUGGUCCAACCUUCCGGAAGAAAGGACAAAAGAGGCCGAGAUUCAGCAAACAUUUAUUUAUCAAGUUUCGAAAGAGUAUUCUUUUAAUGUUUUAACUCUUUAAAAUCUCUUCCUUUUAUUUUAAAUUUUAAAUUCUACUUUCAUCUCUUUUUUUUUUAUGGGGUGGGGGAGAUAGGACAGACAGAAGCCCUAAAAAUGUUUCAAGGAAAUGAAAUCUUUUUUCUACAUAUUCACAAAUGACAUAGACAUCUAUGCCCAGGGUUACCUGCACAUCGUCACAUCAUUAUCCCAACUGAAUAGUUCAUUAUUUAAAGUCCCUGAAGGAAAUGACUGUCAGGCUUAAAAUUCUCCCAGGAAUGAUCAACUCUGGGCAGAACUUGCUACUGAGAAGACAGACCCAGACGUUGGGUUGGAGGAUCAAUGGAUUUGGAUAUUAGGGAAAGAAUGGCUUUACUGACUUGCUUUCUGGGGUUCUAUCAGGGAGAAUGGAGGCACGGUUAGACAGGAUGUUCGCAUGGCCACCUUGCUGGGAUAGGCCAAGGAAAGCACAGCGCACUGGAGGCUGUGGUUCUCAUGCUCAGAACUGCUAAGUGACAAGCAACACUGACAUUCCACCCACUUCUGUAGGGAUCCUUUGGGAAUCAUUGGGUUUGACUUUGUGAAGGGGGCCUCUGUAAUGACAGGAACCUUCCUCAGGACUCCCCAGGAAGUGGACCUGGCUCUCUGCCCACAUUCAUUACCAGAGGCACGUUCCCUCACCUCCAACACACACACACAGGCGUGCACGUACCUCCCACCUUUCAAGUCACAAGACCGGAUCCAAAUUCCAGAAAAGCUAUACAAUCAAAAUAUUGGAGAAAUACGAUAAAUGCUGGUUUUCUUCUCAACUGCAAGAUACAUAGUUCAGCCAUGGCUUUUUGCCAAGAAAACCCUAAAAUAAGCAGCAGAAUUCAAAAUUGUAAAAAAGAGUGGUCCAUGAAUCUGUAAAUUAUAUGAAAGCAGGAGCUGUGCUUGGCCCCAAGGUCACCAGUUCUCAAUCAGCAACAAUUCCAAGGCUCUUUGCAGCAGAUUUCCGAGGGAAGGAAGAACAGAUGGAAGGAAGCAGAUUUCUGAGGGAAGGAGGAACAUGGGCUCUGGUGUUGAUACAAAGUGAGAUGUGGGGUCAGCUUGACUUGGAAAGCAGCCAGUACUUCCCCCCGUCCCUGAAAUCUCUCAGUGUAUAAAGUCCGUUCCGUGGGACGAAACCUUCUUGCAUUAAGGGAUGUUCUAUUAAGUCAGUUUCUUGCAAAGGGAUCUGUACUAAUGCUUCAGAGGUUGUGAGGUUGAAGCAUUCACCAAUGAGUAGUGAAUAUAAACUACAGAAAUAUUCUAAGCCCUGUAUAAUAGUCUAAGUGCGGGGUAACACAUCAUCUCUUGCGUGAGUCAUGUAUCUGCCAUCCUCCUCCCCAUGUCUUAUUGUUUACUUGGAGAAAGAGGUAAAUACCGGUCUGUGGGGAUUUCAGGAUGUAGGUUGCUAAGGCCAAAAAUUAAGAAACACUGUGGGCAGUCAUAGCCCUUUGUGGUUUGUGUAGGGAACUUCAGAGGGUUGGGAAGACUAAAAAAAAAGUUUCAUGGAGAUGAGAAAGAUUCUAGCAUCCAGCAAGUACAGAGGUGGGGGAAGGAGUUAUCGUAAAGUGGAAAAAAACGAGUGGAACAGAAAGUCACAACCAUUUGAAAAGAUAAAAGGAAACGAGGGUGGUCCUAGGAGUGCCAUGUAGGUGGAAGGCAUUUUAUUUGUGGCAGAUGAAGAUGAUGUCAAAUGGGGCUCUGCAUCCCCCAGAGAAAGUUAAUGACCCAGGCCUACAGAAGUCUGGUUCCCCAAGUGUCCAAAAUAAAGGCAGGGCUUUGAGUGGAUCCAUCUCUCUUACGUAUCUUUUGGACAUCAGUGAAAAUAGUGUCUCAUCAUCUCAACGAUGUUAGCUUUGACAUGAGAUGCUAUAGGUUUCUAAAAUUAUGACUUGGGAUUUUCAGUCAUGUCUUAAUAGCAUGCCAGCAUACAGCUCUGUGUC